Pocillopora meandrina is the source of this 7352-nucleotide messenger RNA. Lineage: Eukaryota; Metazoa; Cnidaria; Anthozoa; Scleractinia; Pocilloporidae. The record is from the annotation of a GenBank genome assembly.
AUGCCAAAACUACGCGACGGCUCUAGUUUGUGUACGGCAAGAAGUGAAACCGCUCGACGUCAAGUCAUUCGACCCUUCGUGUGCUCAACUUUUAAGGAUUUUCAUGCGGAACGUGACUUCUUGCAAGAGAAAAUAUUCCCUCAGCUAAACAAGAUAUGUAACGAGCGUGGUACGUCGUUUAUUCCCGUUGAUUUGCGCUGGAACAAGAGUCAAUCCCAGCAAAAUAGUGAACAUGUUCUCCGCUUAUGUUUGGACAGUAUCGGACGAUGUGCUCCGUUUUUUAUUUGCUUGUUGGGAGAUAGGUACGGUGUUCAUAGAGCUGCGGAGUCUGAAGUGAAGGAUCCUGCUACAGAAGAAUGGCUGGACAAGAACUUUGAGACGGCUGCUGCUUGUGGAUACGAAUGGUUACUUGAAGAAGACAACAGGUACAGAUCUGAUGAGUUAUUCUCCCAUAGAGUCUCCAUACAUUUCAUUGUAAACCAGUUUAGAGAAUUCAGCUUGUAAGUUUGUCAAUUCUCCUUACUUUAUUGCUGGAUGAUCUGCUCUGAAGGAGAGUCUGAAUAUUUAUCAUUUAAAAUGCUGUUUCUCUCCAUUCGGUUUUAAAAGUAAGAGUGUUAGUAGGGAGAUAAAACUGUUGAGCACUUCUAUGUCUAAGCCCUCCUACUAUAAGAACAUGAGAUUUAAACCUUGUCUGCGGCAAAAAUACUUAAUGGGCACUUCUCUAUCUGUACUUUUGCAAAGAGUAUAGAUUUUAUUCUGUAUUAUAAUAAAAGAAUUAUGAGAGAUCAUGCAACAUGCACUUUGUAGUAUUCAACUUUGUAGCCAGAUAGCUGAAGUCAGAUCUCUUUACUUUUAGAUAUAACAGCAUUACUGAGUUGGAAAUUGUACAAGCAUCCUUCCGUAAGAAAUAUGAUUAUGGUUACUUCUAUUUCCGCAACCCCACCCAUUUGGAGGAAAAGCUUCAGGACAUUGAUCCCAGCCAGAAAGAAAGUGUUUCGACAGUUUACAAGCCAGAGAGUGAAUAUGCUGCAAGGAAACUGAGGGAACUGAAACAACAGACCAUUGACACAGGUUUGUGAUGUCAGUAUUUUACUAACUGACACAGCUAAAUACUAACUUGUACUUCUUUUCCUCCUCUGUGACUGGUUAGGAUUGGUUCCUGUCAUCAAAAAAAUGGUAGUAACAGGGGUGAUAUAGGGAAGGGGUAGGGGUGUGCAUCCUCCUCCUCCAUUGUUCUCUCAGUCCCAUCAUGCUAUGGAAUCCGAGGUUUAUCUCUGGCUGGAUCAGUGUCACCCACCUACUGACCAGUACCAGUCUUCAUCAAAAUUAAAAGCGUGGAGGGUGGAUUGGGGAGGAGGGAGGGCUUUGUAGCUCUAAUUUUUUAUAGAAUUACCAAAACCAUGAUCAAAAUGAACCUUUUUAAUUAACUAAAGUACACAUACAUAUCAUAGUUAUGAGAAAAUUAUCAAGGAAUUCUUGUGAGUCUUUGAUUAUUCUUAUGCCUUUGUUCCUUUCUGUGAAAUGUCACUGUGCAAGUUUUACAAACUUCACAAGCAGCUUGCAAGCCUCUGGGAAGGGUGUUGACCAAGACCCCUUGUAGCUCUCUUUACUCGUCAGCUUGAGUCACGUAGGCUUCUCCACUACUCCGCUUAUUAGGCUCUGCUUGAGCCUGCUUACAGGCCUCAAAUUAAAUUUCUUGAACAAGCUUUUUGUAUUUUUAAUAAUUAGGUAGCUAUUCAAGUGACUGUGGCAGAAAUUUCUCCCAUUCAAUGUAUGCUACAGAGAUGGAAUAAGCCUGUCAUUAUUCAAAUCAGUCUCAUAUAAUACUAAUAUUAAUAUUAUUUUUUAUCCAUCAGAGUUGCCCGUACGCCACUAUACAACUCUAGAGGAGCUAGGUGAUCUGUUGAUCAAAGAUUGGAUGGCAGUCAUUGACUUGUUGUACCCUCCGAUCGAUCCACAUGUGUUCAGGAGCACAGAAUCAGAAGUCUUCCGUGAGUGGUCUGCUCACGAGGCCUUUGCUGAGGCCCGACGACAAGUAUUUGUGAGGACACCAAGGAUCAGAGAGAUGGUAGAGGUGCUUAGCCUUCAUGCGGAGGUUGAACAGGGAAUUAAGAGAAGGAGCAGUAUGAUGGUACCUUCUGCAGUACUGGGGACUUUCAUGACUAGUCUUCCUGGCAGUGAGAAGGAGGCCCUUCCACCUGUGUUGGUGCUUGCAGGUACAUAAAAAGACUAUAUUUCAAUUAACAAAGUCAAGAAAUUUGAUUUUUUUUUGUGGUAUAAAACUACCAUUAGACUGAGAUACUGAGUAAGAUAGCUGGGCACAAAAGAGGCUCUAACAAACCAAGAUGUUACAAAAGUGGAAAAGGUUGAGAUGGUCACAUAAUUAACCUAAUUGAGGCCAAAAUUUUCAAGAUACACAUUCUGUUACUUUUUGCUCUUUUAACCUUUUAACCUCUAAGAGUGAAUCAAAACAUGAGUGUUACGAGAACAAAGGAAAUGACCAUAAACUCAAAGCUCCAAUACAUUUAUUGAAAUGUUUUUUAUCAGCUCGUUGGGAAAUUUAUAGAGAACAGUAUGGAGAAUAUGCAUACUGACUUUAGGGUGUAAGCUUAGGGUUUAGUGGAAAGGCUGAUCACCAACUACAGAAGUUUUUGAUUGUUAAAGAAAAACUCAUUGUCAGAACCAUAGGAAAUUUUUAGAGAGAACAUUGUGGAGAAUACACAUACUGAUAUUAGGAUUUAGAGGGCUAAGUCAGCACUUUUGACACGUUUUCUAAUCCUCUGAAUCUGACUGAAUGUAUAGUUACAUGUCUCUUUUUUGUUGUUGUUUUGUUUUCAUCACUUUUUGUAAUAUUGCAAUUAAUACUGCUGGUAAAAAAGUCUUUCUAAACAAAACCUUUGCUGUUUUUAGGUGAGAGUGGCUGCGGUAAAUCUACCCUCGUUUCCCAUUGGCUCAAACUGAUCACUGCUAGUCAUCCCCAACUCGUCACCAUUCCUCACUUUGUCGGCUGUGAUUCCGGUAGUACUGACGUCACCAACUUCAUGCGUCGCUGCACUAGUGAACUGCGGCUUCAUUACCUUGAUUCCAACCUCGAUGACUCCAACGACAUUAAAGAUCUCAGCGACUUCACGCGUGUCACUGAGGCGUUUAGGGCGGCUUUAACGCUUGGGCCGUCUGUCAUUGUUUUAGACGGAGGAGACCACUUGGGGCACGCUUUGGACGUUCCCGCAUUUACAGUAAAAGAGAUGCAAUGGCUUCCAUCCUGCGUUCCAGUCUCCUGCAGAGUCAUUAUUACUACGACCAAAUCUGAUAUGACCUAUCGUGCUCUCUCACAGCGUAAAGAUGUCAACUGCAUCGACGUGCCUCAUUUGUUUGAUGUUAGAGGAAAGACUGACCUGAUAAGGGAGUAUGUAGGAUCGAACUACAAUUUUUUAGACUCAUCCCGGAUUUCUAAGAUUACUUCCUCUAGCCUGGCGCAUCUUCCGUUAUAUUACGUUGCACUGGCUUGUGAAUUGCGUGUUUUUGGUGCGCACAAGAACGCCGAGAAGUUAUUGGAGUCAUAUAUACACGCGUCAACCCUAUUUGAUUUGUGGAGUUUGAUAUUUCGUCGUUGGACCCACGAGUACGGUUGGUUGCGUCCAGCGGUUUCUAGAGGCCCUGUUCCCGCCAUAAAGGCGCAGGUGUCGCGUGAUCGUAUGAAUAGUGGCUGGGUGGCUGACGUGCUAAGGCUCUUUGUCCUAUCACGUGAGGGUUUAUCUGAACACGAGGCUUUAAGCGCCUUAAUGAUCAUGGGAUACGUGAGGAACUAUGAAGUAACUAAGGCUCAUUGGGAAAUGCUCCGUUUGAUUGCAGAACACGUGCUUAUUGAAAUGCCGUCUGGGUUGUUGACUUUCCCUCACCAGUCCGCUCGCGGUGCCAUAGAAAUUGCCCUGCUGGGUAAUCUGACCUCCCCAUCCCAGGAGCGCCCGGUCUCACCCCUAUUUAAAGGGAGCUGGGAGCGACAGAAACAGCAGGGUCACACAGUUCUCACGAGUCUCUUUUCCACACAGCCUUCAUCCGGGCGCACGGUGGACGAAUUACCAUGGCAACUCAACAUGGGUGGAAACAUGGAGGCAUUGUGUAAAACGAUUUGUGAGCCGAGGGUAUUCGUGAGGCUCCUAAACUCUUCAAGUGAAAAACGAAGAAAAAUCGAUCUUCAGUCAUACUGGAGAGUUUUAAAAAAGGCGAAUCGGAAGCCUGAAGAGGUUCUCUAUCAAAUGGCAAUUCAAUCGUCAGAGAGACUGCAAGAUGAAUCCAAGGAAGUUACUACUCGAGAAGUCGGAUCUGCCUCGUCUAAAACGAACGAUUCUUCGGCCAUUGACAAGUUAUGCCGAAAGGCGAACGAUGAUGCCUUGUCUCAACUCGAAAUAGCGCUCGUGCACUAUUUCGCAGGGAAAUUCCUGGGAGAAAACGGUCACGAUCAGAUGGCACACACCCUUCUUUUGAACGCCUACAAGAUGGCUUAUCCCGUGAUCUCAGUAAAGGACAUUUACUUGAUGUGCGAUAUACAGGAGUCAUUGGGGAAUUUUUAUCUUAAACUGUCUGAGCCGAGCAAGGCGGCGUUUUGGUUUAACGGUGCAUUUAAGUCUGCAGGGGAAAUGGCUCGUACUUCCGAUUUGGUGAGACGCUUUUUCUAUCUUCAAUACUCUAAUUUUUGAAACAACAUUUGAAAGUGAAAGUUAGUUCUACCUUGUACAGCACAUUAAACAGUACCACAUGGUAGUACUGCAACUAAAGUUAUAUUUUACGACUAACUUAUCUAGCAUAAGAAGAAGCUUUUCUGCCGUAGCAUAGUGUUUAAAGGUUGAGCAUGCGCGAAGAGAUCAGUUCUGGACAACCAGAAGCCAAUUUCCCGCGCAAACAAUUCAAAGGAAAAAAACGAGAAACGACCAAAACAAGUGAAAGAAAAUUGAAAUUUUUCAUAGAAAUUUGGGAAUGGAAACAAUAGUAGGGAAAAGGAACCCAAGAGACUUAUCGAAGAGAAAGCUUAUUUAAGUAAGGGUUCCCUAUUGAUUUACUCUUCUGUUUUGAGCUCUACCAAGAAAGUUAUACGCUUUUAAAACACCGUGGCUUACUGGCUUGAGCGUUUGUUUGUUACUCGUGAAACACCUUGAUUCUAAGAGCUGGAAAGCAUACUUAAUCAACGUUUUCGCAUGCGCAGACGUUUAACAGCUGUAUUAUAUGCAGUAGCUUUCAACUAUGGCUUAGGGUUUUACCGAAAUAUCAAUGCCAGGUGAAAUGCCUCACUUUCUAAGGAAUUACCUCCUGUUAGUUAGUUUGAUUCGUUUAUGGUUGUAUUUAUUGGCUUCCAGGUUGAACACGAAGCUCUGAUUGGUCGUCUUCUGAAUUAUAUCGCACUCUGCCAGUUACCGAGUCACGUGCCUCUCCCACCGGAAGUCCACAGCCGAUCACGAGCGCCUACUCGAAGUGGAAGAGUGAAGACACCGAAUUCCGGAAGAGAACGAGAAAAGACAGAGGAGAUGGGAUCAGAGAACAUUGGCACCAUCUUGGAUGAAGCACUGAGGCAUAUGAAAAUUGCUCAAAUGUUUCCUGGUAUGUCCUUAACAGGGAAUUAAUUGGUAUUUACUUAGUCCCCAUGCAGAACUGUUUCGACGUUGCCUUGUACUUUUACACUGAUUGACAGCCCUGAUCCUUCUUUUAUACGACAGUAAAGCUCAAAUUUACCACUUUUAUCUUUUUUAAACUGUCUUAGGCCAAAGCAGCGUUUAUUCUCAUAUGGGAUUGUUAGCUGCAAGGCAGAGGCGAAGGGAAGACGCAGAGUCCUUAUUCCGCAAAUCGCUCAGUAUGCGCGAACAGUGGUACGGCUCGUGUCAUCCACUGGUUGCUGAGAUUUAUGAUGCAUUGGCCUCGCUUUCAUGUUCAGACGCAGCAGAAUCCCCGGAUGUCGCCACAGCGGAGGAAAUGUUUCGCCGAGCUUUGCACAUGCGUGAAGAUCUCUUGGGACAAUCACAUUUACUGGUCGCGAAUACAUUAUUCAAGUUAGGUAAGUGCGAAGUUAUUGAUGGGUUCGAUAUAUGGACUUCAAAGCUUCUACCAUGAAAGUUUUAUGGCCACCACCUCUCAGCUUUUCGCCUCCCGGAUGGGAGGCCAAUCCACAUCUUGUAGAAGUUUCAAAGCUGACGUUUCUAGCGCUAGCACUUCGCUGGCCAAUUUGUUAUCAACUCAAUUUCCUUGUUAUGCUCUCCCACCGACGCAGCACCACAGUUUCUUAAGAAACUCAUCCCCUUUACUCACCUCUUGUGAGGUUUCUUAACAAUUUAUCGGAACCCCUUCCCCCUCCUGGGUGUGUCUCGUCCAACUACUCAAAUCAAUGACCUCACAUAGGACUGGAGCCAAGAGCUUUCAAUACGUGGUCUACUUUGUGGACUUCAACGUAACUUGGAUUUAUUAACGAAUCCUGUUUAGCUUUGGCUGACUGAGUCAGUUUUACUUUUAUUUUUAUUGUUUUUGUUUUCCGACGCAGUUUUACCACAUCAGCCGAAAUUUUAUAGGCUCUUCUUUCUCAAUUUCCAGGGAAGCUUCUUCAAGCUAAAGGCACGAAAGAUGCUAUAAGAGAAGCAAAGUUACUUUUCCAGCGCGCAUUGGACAUACGUACGUCAGAACAAGGCGUUUAUCACGCAGAGACCAAGACAAUCAGACGCGCACUCAUGUCCCUGGAAACUGUUGAUGUAGGCGCCAAGUUUAGUGGAAAAGGAAGCGGGAAAGAGAAAGAGCUGCUUGCUUUAGAAGGCGUCAGAAGUCGACCGUUAACUAAGGCGUCUUCGAGAGUUGAUUUCCGCCAGGCCAGUGCGUCUCAAUAUUGAUUCUGAGUUCUUGCUAUCGUCAAGGUUUGGUUUCCGGUAGGAAACUGCUCAGCAGCUGCUACGUACGUCCCAUUGUCACUGAAUAAGGAUUGUCAUGAGGGAACAAACUUACGUAACCUUCACAACGACCUGACCCUCUUUAAAAUGUGAAAAUUCAAGCUCGAGUUCAAUUUUUCUACAUGUACGAAUCAGCCAACAAAACAACAGUAGUACUUAUUUUGCCUCAGCGAAAAUUUAACCAGGAAACCCCAACUAACAACGUUUCCAGGAUCUCUCGUCUUCCCCAUAGAGCGAGACCCUGGGUGCGAAGUAGAACUGGCUGGAAUUGUUAACAUCCCUCCCCCCCCGUAAUAUUACUUGUAUGUCUUGUUCAAAUCUUUCACAAGUCAAGGAAAUCGAAUGUAAUUCAAGAUGUACAUACUCAAGACAGUUUCAUAUAAAUGAAUUUUUAUUAACCUUGUCUAAAACUAUUCUUUUCAAGAAUGCAAU